Tricharina praecox is the source of this 3475-nucleotide messenger RNA. RefSeq lists its product as uncharacterized. The record is from RefSeq and is a predicted model, not a curated record. The transcript has 2 exons. The coding region runs from base 47 to 3226 and encodes 1059 amino acids. NCBI's taxonomy places the organism in Eukaryota, Fungi, Ascomycota, Pezizomycetes, Pezizales, Pyronemataceae.
AAAUCGAACAGAAUCCUAGGAGUCCCACCCCGGCCGGAAGAGCUGUAUGCCCGUUUUAUACUGCUUGACUCCCCUCCCGACGCUCGUCCUCCAUACCUACGACCGUUCCCUCAUCACCGAUAGCGUGCGAAACAACCUUCCUCCAAACACCAACACCACACACACGACGAUGCUGGACGCCUUCUUCGCGGGCCGCCGAAGGCCUGCCUGCGCACCGCCGCCCCCCGUCACCUCCGCCCCCACUAUGUCCCCCUACACGUCCGAAGAGCUGAUCGGCAUGUACACCUCGCGCUCCUCGCCCGUCGCCCCGCCCCCCGACGGCGUCUACGUCCCCAGCAAUCGCUCGUCGUACUCGCCCGGCGAGGCCAGAAAGAGUCUACUGGCAUACAUGGACUCGGAUAAUUACUCGUACCACGACGCCGACGUGUUGUCGUCGGGGACCAACAAUGCUACUGCCGGGACCAACGGACAGGACCAUCUGGAUGCGAGGACUCCAAGGUCGGCGGCCACGCAGCAGCAGCAGAACGCGGGCUUUCUGGCCUCGGUCUGGGCGUUAGGUAGAUAUUUAUCCGUGGCCACCGCGUCGUCCACUCGGGAGGUUGUUAACGAUGUCGUCACUAUGGCCGCAGGAUUCAAAAGGGAAAAACGGAGUUAUGCAGCGUCCGUCGGGUCAUCCGCCAACAUGGAUGAUUUCGUCGGGAGCGAAGAGGGGGAAUCGGUCACGGAGGAGGAGGAGGAUUACGAAGAGGAGGAGGAGGAUGAGGAUUUGCCAUACCGCCCCGAUACCGUUGACAAGGGAAAGAGUAGGGAAUACCACGCUGGAUACCAGGCUGGCGGCCCGUCCAACCCCCCAUUGGCGUCGCACGAUCCGAUCCCGUCCCCUCCUUCCACCGCAACCGAGACCGUCGUCGCCGAGCACAGAGGGGAGUCCGAGACCGAAACCGAGACCGUGGUAUCCGCCGUGGUGUCGGAUGUCGAGGCCAUGCCAAGCUCCGACCAGCGUCCUCUCCUAGAGCGCCACCAGUCCAAGUCUCAAUCCGAGCUUCGGCCCAACUCUGAGGUAGUGACCAACGCUCCAAGGAGAUCCCCCAGUUUGAUGGACCUAAAGGAAGCUGAGAAGGAUGCCCGACAGGAUGACAUUAGGAACAUGCUUCGCGAAUCCGUGACCGCUGCCGAAGCCGUGGCCGCGGCCCCAGGACCCGUGAUGGUGGCGGACCUGCCCGCCAAGGAGCUGGUCGAGGCCAAGGAUUCAACCCCCGAGCCCACCCCCACCGCUACCAAGGCCGAUAGCCCGCCGCUCGGCGUCGCCGUCGAAAUCCCCACGAAAGAGGAGGAUGCCACCCCGGAGACUCCGCCCAAGUCGCCUCUCCGAAACCGCAACAGCGUCUCGGGAUCGCCGAGCAGCUCGCACCACGAGUUUGCGGCGCCCGAGGUCGCCAAGGCGGAGAGCGUGGAGGAGGUGAAGUCGUUCAAAGAGGAGGAAGGUAAGACUGAGGUGGCGGAUAAGAACGAGGUGCCCCCGGUUGUUCCCGAGGCCUCCGGAGAGGAGACCAAGGAGAAGGCUAUGCCAGACCUGAAGGGCUAUUCCGAGGCACUGUCGAGCAUGUUACUUAAUCCCACAGCUCGCAGUACCGUCGUCGAGGACCCCGAGACCGCCACCGCCGAGAUCGCCAAAUCAACUCCCGAGAUCCUCCCUACCGAGGUGCUAGCUAAGGCCGCCGAGGCUGCCACCCCCGAGAUCACCAAGCCAUCUCCCGAGAUCCCUGCUUCGGUACCAGUCGAGGCCCCCGAAGCUGUCACCGCCGAGAUCACCAAGCAAUCUCCCAAGAUCCCAGCUGAGGUGCCAGUCGAGGCCCUCGCCACUACUCUCAUCGAGAUCCCCGAGACUGCUGCUUCCGAAGGCCGUGAGUUCUCCGUCGCCGAAUUCUCCGACACUAUCGCCUCCACUCCUCUCGCCUCGAUCGCCGAGGCAAAGGAGGAGAAGCGCGAGCCAGUCAAGGUUCAGGAAUCGCUUCGGAAAAUCUCCGUCGACAGCAAGGUUUCCGCCUUUACGGAGGCCGAUGCCGCCGUCACUCCAACUCCGGAGACGAAGGCAGAGGAGAAGCCCGCUGAGAAGGCCGAGAAGGCCCCUUCGAUCACCAGCCCCCCAGGCCUCGAACGUCGCAAGUCGAACGCGUUCCGACGGGACACCAUACAGCGCUCCCUGAGCAUGUUCCGAAAGAAGGACAAGAACAAGUCCAAAGAUUCGAACGAGCUCCCAGCUGCGACCACAACCUCGGCCGUGGAACUGACUCCCCCCCCCACACCCCCGCACACCGACGAUCAAACCGAGAAGGGGGAGACACCGGCACCGGCAGAACGGCCGAAACCCGCGUCGAGGAUGUCCAUGUUCGCGCUCACCAAGACGCUCAAAGAAAAAGCCGCCAAGGAAGCGGCUGCAGCUUCUGCAGCCACAGCCACAGCCGGCGACGGCGAUUCCGCUAUCGCCGCGCUCUCCAGCACCCUUGCAAGCGAAGCAGGCAAGUCCAAAAGUGCGGAAAGUCCAGCCGCCGCCUCGGAAAAGCCGGAACUCAAGAAGAGGGCGUCCUUCAUCAGCAUCGCCGAGUCCUUCCGCUCGCAACGCCCUGCUACUUCGGCCGGUAUGCUCACGACUACGAAGGAGGGAGAUGAUGAGCCCAAGACUCCCCAGCGCCGCCCCACAUUCCGUCCCUUCACCUCGUCGGGCGACAAGUCGAAAUCGCGGACUAAGAGCUGGUUCGGCGGUGACAAGAAGCCAAAGGUCAACGACAAGGGCGAGCUCGUGGAUCCCCGACCGAGCAAGGACGACGAUGCGCCCAUCACCCCGGACAAUACCUCGUCGAUCGCACCCUCGAUCGCGCCGUCGACCAAGGAGCUGGCCAAAGAGCCGACCAAGGAGCCGGCCUCUCCCGUCCCCGAAACCCCAGCCAAGGAGGCCAAGCCCAAGUUCUUUAGGAGCCCGAGCAUCAAGAGAGCGCCCACCUUUGGCCUCGCGAACCGCAGCCUGAGUUCCAGCGCCGUGUCGAUGGGCACCACCGCCACCACUGGCACCACCGCCACGGACGCGACGGCAGCCACAGGCACGGAUUCCCCCACCACCAAGAGCAAGGGUGCCGCGAGGAUGAAGGGGCUGGUGAGAGCUAGCACGUUCAUGGGCAUGAGCAAGAGAAAGGACAAGGGCAAAGGCAAGGAAGUUGCGGCGGAGUAAUCCGUCGCCGCCCAGCCGGCCGCCCAGCCAAGCCGCCAGCCCGCCAGCCCCCGUGCGCCACAGUUGAAGAGUUUAACGAGUCCCACGAAUUUCUUUCUGUAACACUAUUUUUUUUUGGGUGGCGGGGGAGGGACUAGGGGGCAGUCAUCAUCUGUUGAGGUGUUUUUCUUGACGUCUUUUUUUUAUACUUUUUUCCACAUUCGCGCUUUCCUUUACCAGAUUGGAUUACCAUUUUUCGUCUUUUAGGAU